This is a messenger RNA of Neodiprion virginianus, 2625 nucleotides long. Its product is annotated as trissin receptor. Gene Ontology annotation, molecular function: neuropeptide Y receptor activity. Lineage: Eukaryota; Metazoa; Arthropoda; Insecta; Hymenoptera; Diprionidae. Gene Ontology annotation, cellular component: plasma membrane. The record is from RefSeq and is a predicted model, not a curated record. Bases 617 to 1864 code for a protein of 415 amino acids. Gene Ontology annotation, biological process: G protein-coupled receptor signaling pathway. The transcript is spliced from 4 exons.
GGCCAAACCUGCAGGACUUUCAGGAGCCGAUCCUUCCGGUGUGGAAAAGCAUGAAUGAAUUCGGAGGCGGGAAAAAUUUCGGGAUAAUUCCACCCCUUCCCUAUUUUCUGGACGUUGUUUUUUUCUUUUCGCACUCUCGCGUCCCUAUUUUUUAGUGAAACUCCCAGUGACAAGGGGGACGUUUUUUUUCUUCCCGGAACGUGUAUUCCGCAGAGCGGUUUUAAAGGAUGCGGAAUUGAAGCUAAGCGACGCGCUUCUUAGAUUGGGAAAUAAUACUGGACGAUUUGUCUUACAUUAAAUUCGACCGCGCUUUUAUGGGUGAAAUUUAAUCUAGCGCGGAUCUGCGGACGAACGGUGUGAAAGUGUAGAGAUGGAGAAAGGACCAGAGGAGUCCUUUUCGUCGCUCUGACAAACGCGGUGAGACGUGACGAUAAAAAUCUCGACGCCUAGCGAUAGAGGCGAUGAAAUGCGGGCGGUAAACGAUACAGUGAAAAAGCUUCAAGGUGCUCGAUCCUGUAAAGGACUUCGGUCAGAUAAAGGCGAAGAACUUUAGUGGGUAAGAACCAGCAGCUCAAGGAUCGACUUACCGAUUAGAGUGUUGUUCCGGGCGUGAAAAAUGGCGCUGGGAUUGUACGCCGGUUACCGGAAUCACUCGAUGGCGAGCGAUCCUGGACCGGAAAUGAAAUUUGACAACCGUUCGUUUGCCUGGAACGAAUCCCUCAGCGAGGAAUACAUCUUUGACAGAACGGACGUCAGAGUAAUCUUCAUCACUCUUUACUCCAUAGUAUUCGCCUGCUGUUUUUUCGGCAACCUGCUUGUCAUCCUGGUGGUCUCCUUCUCGCGUCGACUCCGAAGUAUAACGAAUUUCUUCUUGGCAAAUCUGGCAGUGGCCGACCUCUGCGUGGGAAUAUUCUGCGUCUACCAGACGCUGACGAACUACGUGGUGAACAGUUGGCUGCUCGGGGACUUCCUCUGCAAGGUCUACAUGUUCGUCCACGCUCUCUCCUACACGGCGAGCAUAAUGAUCCUGGUCGUCGUCUGCUCGGAACGAUACCUGGCCAUCGUCCACCCCAUAAAAUGCAGGGCGAUGUUGACCAGGAGUCGGCUCCGCGUCGUCAUAGGGUUGGUCUGGCUCCUGGCCGCUGUCUACGCCUCGCCCCGUUUCAUCUACGUCGAGACAAUCCGGAACCAGCUGCACACCGGCGGCGUCGACGUGAUAUGCAUAGCCAACAUGAAGAAGCACAACAAAAACGUCCUGGACGCCGUCAACGUCAUCUUCCUCUACCUCCUGCCGCUCGUCGUCAUGUGCUGCCUCUACACCAGGAUCGGUGUUGGCCUCUGGAGGAGCGGUGCCGCCCUCGGCGGACCCGGACUUGUUGCCAGGGCGAGAAACGGCAGGGUCAACCACGUGCACACCUCUAGCAGGAACGUCCUCAGGGCCAGGCGAGGCGUCAUAAGAAUGCUGAUCGCAGUCGUUGUCAUGUUCGCCGUCUGCAACUUGCCACAGCAUGCAAGGAUCGUCUGGCUUCACUGGGAUCCGGAUUAUGACAGGACCUCGGACUUCAGCACGAUCCUGACGGUCUCGACGUUCCUCAUCUCCUACGCAAACUCCUGCCUGAAUCCGCUCCUGUACGCGUUCCUCUCGCGUAACUUCAGGAAGGGGAUGAGGGAGCUGGUGGUUUGCAACCCCCGGGGCCAGGGCAGCCGGCUUGGCAUUACUGGCCGCAAGGAAAACGGCCACAACGCAAACCUGCCCCACAGUUCUGUCGUCAGAUUGAGCUCGGCUCACGACAGUCCGAACACGACUCACACCACGCAGACCAUCACGAGGCAAAACACAUUCGGAAGGACUUCCUCGACCUGAUUAUAGGAGCCUCCGACGCGUAUCCGUUUUAUCUACAUUUUCAUCCGCGUGUAAUUUAGGUGCUUAAUCACAUCUCUUUUAGGGGCUCUAAAUUGAUUCGGAAUUUCAUCGCUUUUGUUACGGUUAAACGGUGAUGUGAGUGUCUCACUAAACUUGCGAUAUGCGUUCGCGCAAAUAGCAGAUCUUUUACGCGUCGUCGAAGCUUCGAUGCAAAAGGUAACGGAACGAUUGUUUGUCUUAUUUCGCAAGGAAUGUACUUUCGUCCAUUUGAAGGAAUACCUUGAGGCUGAACUUUAUACACCCGCAUUCUGUACGGAAGAAAAAUCUUCGCAUAAACUUUGUUGCCUGCAAGUUUCACCGUCCGAAAAUUAACGAAUUCCUUUACUCAAGAUUCUACCUACCUGCAAAUAUGUGUACAAAUUUUAAAACUCUGUUGGGUGAUUUGUUCGGAUCGUAUAACUUUGUUGAAAUAUUUCAAUAAGUAUUGAUUUGAGCCUAUUUAAAAAUGCUUCUGAAAAGCAUUCAGAUUCUGCGAGGAAUCUCGAGGCUUCUGAAACUGAAUCGUUGAGUGGGCUGUGAAAUAUUUACGUUGGCUUUAUAAUGUACAACGACUAAGAGUAGGUUAUAUAAGGGAUGAGCUAAAGUUCGAAAUUGUUUAAUUUACUCCCCUGUUGAAUAAUUUGUAUCGCUGUAAGUAAUGUAUAUGUAUAAUAAUAUAGAUAUAUAUAUAAGAGCAUAGCUGUUAAGUUGUAAGACGUUUA